Glossina fuscipes is the source of this 680-nucleotide messenger RNA. Its product is annotated as caspase-3-like. The transcript is spliced from 4 exons. Gene Ontology annotation, biological process: proteolysis. The record is from RefSeq and is a predicted model, not a curated record. Gene Ontology annotation, molecular function: cysteine-type endopeptidase activity. NCBI's taxonomy places the organism in Eukaryota, Metazoa, Arthropoda, Insecta, Diptera, Glossinidae. The coding region runs from base 178 to 561 and encodes 127 amino acids.
UUUAUAGAAUUCUAUGUGUUUUGCUAAUAAAAAAAUAUUAACUGUUUCUAGUUAUCUUAUCAAGUUCAAAAUAAAGAUUUUAGUGGUUAUGCCUGCUUAAUUAUUGUGAUACUUAGUCAUGGUUCACGUCAUGAAGAGAUUGCCGCCAAAGAUGGUCACUACUCGAUAGAUGAUGAUAUGUUAUUUCCUAUAUUAAAAAAUCGUUCUCUCAACGAUAAACCGAAAUUAUUUUUCAUACAAGCUUGCAAAGGUUCUAUGGAAACUUUGGGCCAAUAUAAGGACGCUGUACCUUUUCAAGCCGUUGGCAAUGCUAGUGAAAUUCUAAAAUGUUACAGCACUUUUGAAGGAUUUGUGUCUUAUCGCUCUGACAAAGGCUCAUUAUUUAUACAAACUUUAUGUCAAAAUCUUAAAUUAUUUGGUUGCACUAAAAACAUUAAAGACAUUAUGGAACUGGUGACGCAAAUUGUUAAACAACAGUCACAAAGUAAGCAAAUACCGGCCUAUACAAACAUCCUCACGAGACCUUUUGUGUUUGGCGAUUACGUGAAAUGGGUUCAGUAGAGCAAAAAUAAACCUCUUCCCCAAAAAUUAUUUGGAUUAAUUCGCAUUUACAUUUGACAUUUGGUUGAUGGGACAGACAAAAAUUUUACAUUAAAUAAUACUGAAGUACUAUUAAGGAA